Klebsormidium nitens is the source of this 552-nucleotide messenger RNA. The record is from the annotation of a GenBank genome assembly. Lineage: Eukaryota; Viridiplantae; Streptophyta; Klebsormidiophyceae; Klebsormidiales; Klebsormidiaceae.
AUGGAGGAGGUCACCCUGCCGGGAGGCCGGAGUGCCAGUUUUGAAGCGUGUACGGGCUACUUUGACCCCGAUGUAAGCUGGCUGGAGGAUGCCGCCAAGGAGAGAGCAGACCUCAAAAUCACAGCUCUGGUGAAAAAAAGGCGAGAGACCAGCAGGAGUAACAAGGGCGUGCCGCCCAUGGAGAGGAAGAUUCUCAGAGGCAAAUACCUCUUGGCGCCGCAACUUUGGAAUGAGUAUGCAGGCAUAGUCUGCAUUCCAGAGGCAGCUGCAGCUGACAUUUGUGCACGGGUCCUGCCAAUAUACGCCAGGAUUGUGACCGAGUGGGAGUGGUUACAGAGGAGAGAGGCGGAGAAGGAGUCCGAGGAGAAUGCCUCGUAUGAAUUCGGUAUAUACGUCUGGGGCGACAAGGGUGACCGCGCCUGCAUCCCCAACGGCAAGGUGGAUGUCUUGGAGGAAGAUGCCAACAUAUUCGGGAUUAUGGUCAAUCUGUUCAAACCGGAGGUCAGGAAGCCCUUCUACAAGCACGCUGUGGAUAGUGAUUCCUCAGCCUGA